Messenger RNA from Dinoponera quadriceps, 315 nucleotides. RefSeq lists its product as uncharacterized. The transcript has 3 exons. Gene Ontology annotation, cellular component: extracellular region. The annotation marks the transcript as partial. NCBI's taxonomy places the organism in Eukaryota, Metazoa, Arthropoda, Insecta, Hymenoptera, Formicidae. The record is from RefSeq and is a predicted model, not a curated record. Gene Ontology annotation, molecular function: chitin binding.
AUGGUGGUGACGAGUUGGAAUUUAUUUCUGGAUAACGACAAUGAGGAAGAAUUUAAAAGAGAAUAUAAAAGAGCAUAUAAAAACCCUUUCGAGGGUUUAUCUUUUAGCUUUACUUGCGAAGGUAGACCAGUCGGCUUUUACGCGGACGUGGAACAUGACUGCAAGAUUUUUCACGUUUGCAACGAACACGGCGAAAGAAUUCCGGUGUUCUGUCCCUACAAAACGCUGUUUGAUCAGAGACAGAGAAUGUGCACGGAUGAAGAAAUACCUUGCAAGCAAUCGGAGAAAUGGUAUUAUUUGGACAGCUCGAAUUAC